CUGCGGCCGCCGUGAGGAAGGGGUGGGGAGGUGCCGUGCCCGGCCGCACCGAGCCGCUUCCCUCCGCCGCCGGCCCGGCCAUGGCGUACGGUGGCCUCACGGUGCCCAUCAUCGUCAUGAGCGUUUUCUGGGGGGUGGUCGGAGGCGUCCUGCCAUGGCUCAUACCCAAGGGGCCUAACCGAGGUGUUAUCAACACAAUGCUGGUGACGUGUGCUGUUUGCUGCUACCUGUUUUGGCUGAUUGCGAUUCUGGCUCAACUCAACCCUCUCUUUGGGCCACAGUUAAGCAAUGAAACAAUCUGGUACCUCAAAUACCACUGGCCUUAAGGAUGUCUGUCCUGUGCUGAAAUCUACUGGCUAGGUAAAGAAGAGAUUUUCUCCAGAUGAAACACUCCACUGCCCAAAGAUGCCCUUAACAUAGUCGGUUGGAUACCAAGCCUGCAUUAAUGCCUUAACCUUUCUGUUGUGCUUCAAAUGGCUUGUUCAAAGCCCUAUAUUUUUUUCCUACUAUACCUUUAACAGUGUGCCUAAUGCAGUUUAUACUCCUCUUUGGUGCUGUAAAUUUUUGUCUGUUAACUUCAUAUGUGAUGAAAAUUUCUAAAGUUUUUAUGGGUAUAGCUUUACUGUUAAUUUUUCUCACUCUACAGGAAGACUGUAUAUAUGUUACAAGCCUUAAGUUGUCUAUUGCUGUGCUCUUCACCUCUCUUCUCUUUGAUUGCAAUUGGUAAAAUAUCUGCAAUAAACUGUAUGAGGAGAAGACGAACAGUGGUGCCACAUGUUGAUGGCAUUUCUUCUUUUAAAUGAGUUGUAUUCUUGGGAAAUUUGGCCUUAAGUUUCUUAUGCCUGGAAAUAAAACUAAUCUCUGCUUUAUACAAAAA
Messenger RNA from Melopsittacus undulatus (budgerigar), 877 nucleotides. RefSeq names its product ATPase H+ transporting V0 subunit e1 (gene ATP6V0E1). Bases 81 to 326 code for a protein of 81 amino acids. Gene Ontology annotation, molecular function: proton-transporting ATPase activity, rotational mechanism. Lineage: Eukaryota; Metazoa; Chordata; Aves; Psittaciformes; Psittaculidae. The record is from RefSeq and is a predicted model, not a curated record. The transcript has 4 exons. Gene Ontology annotation, biological process: proton transmembrane transport. Gene Ontology annotation, cellular component: proton-transporting V-type ATPase, V0 domain.